This is a messenger RNA of Cloeon dipterum, 1558 nucleotides long. Its product is annotated as tubulin polyglutamylase complex subunit 2. The transcript is spliced from 5 exons. Lineage: Eukaryota; Metazoa; Arthropoda; Insecta; Ephemeroptera; Baetidae. The coding region runs from base 25 to 855 and encodes 276 amino acids. The record is from RefSeq and is a predicted model, not a curated record. Gene Ontology annotation, biological process: protein polyglutamylation.
CGUUGAGUUAAAUCUGCCGAGACAAUGGCAAGCCAAGAGGAAGAAUCAUUUCAAAACUUCUUCACUGAGAGCCUCACGCUGGGCUUGGUGAAAUUGUUGGAGGAAACCCCUGGUGUUCAAGGCGUCGAAAUGACAAGAUACAAUCCUUGCGACAGAAUGGUUCUCACGUCAUGGGAGCAACGAUACAACUGCACAUUACCUAAAGAUUUGAAAAACUUUUACUUCGCCUCGGAUGGUUUCAAGCUCAUUUGGAACUACGAAUAUUCAGGGGAAGUGCUGCCAAUAGGCAACAUGAAGAUUAGCAAAGUGUCCGAGCUGCGGAGGAUUGGUGGCUUCAAACCGCAGGAAGACGCAGACGUUCUGACACCACUGGACGUAGAAAUGUGCCAGCGGCAGCGUACCAAUUUUCGCCACCCGGUGCCAAACAUUGGGUCCAAGUGCAAGCUGUUCGAAUUGGACGGCUGUCAAGGAUUGGGCAAAGUUUGUCUCGUCUACCAACAACCGCACCCGCGAAAGGAUAUCAUGCCUGGCGAUCCCUCGCUCGUUGAACAGCCCACGAUUUGGCUUUUGGACAGGUGUUUUGACUGGCAUUUCAUAGCUGAUGACUUCACCACCUACUUCAGGAUGAUGCUCGUGCACAAAGGGCUGCCGCAGUGGCAAUUCAAGUUCACCCCAAUCGGUCUGACCCCUUGGGCGGAGCAAUUCUUUGCCUUGCUAGCACCCCAUUUUCUGCAGAGCGCUGCUCAGGACACUGCCAAUAAUUGGGACUCCACGUGCAAUUUGCUCGACCCGGCCAUUUUCAAGAUCAAAAGCAAACAGUCAAAAACAGAACACAAACAGCAAGGGAGCAAUUAAAAGUGAGAAAGCGGUUCCCGCGAUGUCGAGGAAUUAAUUUCGUCUGGGGAACACACGCUUAUGGCGACAGGUCAGGUUGAUUUCAAAACUGGUUUACUUGGAUGAUGAGAGAGAGAGAGAGAGAGAGAGAGAGAGAGAUUUAUCAAAGCCAACGUAAUUAGUGUGGUUUUUGAAGACCGCACACAAUUCAAAUUCAUUUGAUAUGCCCUUCACUGAAUAAAUUUGGCUGAAGCAGCUUGCUUUGGACACCCUAGUAGGCAAUUUCAAAUUUAAAUAGCAAAUGUGUCAGAUGGUCAUCUCCGCCUCACGUUAAGCAGUUUUACUCUACAUCGCUCCAGGAGAAGAUAAAAAACUGCACGCUCUUCGAAUACUUAAUAUGAUAUAACGUACACAAAAGCUUUGAAAGUAAUUCAGAGAGAAAUAAUCUCAGUGCAAAUCGAGUUCGUUGGGGUUUGUGGAGAGCAUCAAGGCCAACUCAUUGUCAGAUACAUUUUGCGACCAGAGCUUGCCUCGGUUUAAUUGGUUAGAUAAUUUCCACGGUGUUGUUUGUUCAUCUUUGCAGAGUGCCUCAUGCAGGGUCAUUCAGGAAGAUUGCGAGCCAAGUAAAAAAUUGGAAGAAGUGGCGAUUAUAAUCAUACAUUAAGAAUAUAUUUGUAUUUUUUGUUUAUUUAAAAUUAUUGUAAAAAUAUAAUAUUGUGUUUUU